UUCAGGCUGCCUGUUGCCUGACUUAGCAUUCAGUGUCUAUGUAAAGACCUGGAAGGAGGAUUGCAUGGUGGUGGUGAUGCAUCGGACAGCCUAGGCUAAGCGGCCAAGCCAAGCAGAGCGAGGCACACCGUGUGAGGAGGGAAGGAGGAGGAGGUUGGAGGGGUCUAUAGCUGGAGAAGCACAAGUCUGAUGUCACUGGGACUCCUCCAAGAUCCCAGAGGAAGAGAGGAACAGAGGAGGAAGAGGGGAUGCUAAAUGCAGUGUUGACCCAGGAAGAGAGAGAGAGGGAGUAAACAGAGGAACAAGAGGAGAAUACCCUAUUGGAUAGAGACUUUUUAUGAGAUCCUCCAGGAUGCGGUCAUUAUCAGCAGGGCAGAGGCAGGGUCCUUUCCACCUCCACAGGUUCUGAUCUCAUCCUUCUGGGGGCCGAGGAGGCCUCUUGAUUGGGUGUGAUCCCCUCGUCUUGGGGCUCCUGGAGUUCUAGCGAUGGCUCAUGCACUAAAUGACCCGCAGCUGGGCGCCGGCCCCUCUGAGGACUCGGAACUCUCUCAGAAUGAGUCUGAAACGGCCAGCUUGGUGUCUGAGGACUCCAUCAUGCCAGACUAUGAGAUGAGGCGGGGUGGAGGAGGCACCACCUCUACACUGUACGAGGCCUGUAACAGGAACGAGGCGCAAACCCUACAGAGGGUCCUGGAGAGGGGGGUUACUAAGGAAGAAGUCAUGGAGCUGGACAUCAACGGCAGGAAUGGCCUGAUGUUGGCUGUCUCCAGAGGCUACGUGGACAUCGUCUACGGUCUACACACGUGUCCACUGAUAGACAUUAACCACCAGGACAACGAAGGCAGCACGGCAGUGAUGAUCGCUGCCCAGGCCGGCUACAUAUCCAUCCUCAACUUCAUCCUGAACUACUACCCUAAGGUAGACCUGGAGGUGAGGGACAUCAGAGGCUUUACUGCCCUCAUCAAGGCAGCCAUACAAGGCAGGGAGGACUGUGUGUCUUCCCUCAUAAUGGCCGGUGCUGAUAUCAACGUAGUGGACGAUGUCAAAGGGAAAAGCAUAACAGACUGGGCCCUGAAGACAAGUCGCUUCGAGGUCCUGCAGCGUCUCCGUCGCCUCCAGGCGUGUCCCAUCGCCGAACAGUUCUGCGAUAGCUACGUGAUGGAGUGGCCCGAGCUGAAGGAGCUGGUGGCUAAAGCCAUGGCCCCCAAGAACCUGACCCAGCGUCUGAAGGACAGCUUGACCUUCAGCUUCCCCAACGACCCUCAGGACAAUGGGGUGUUGGACCACAUGGUGAGGAUGACAACGUCCAUCCACAGUCCACUAGUCUCCAUGGGCUGCCGGCCACUCUGCCCCACCAGCCCCCCCGAGGUCGGGAAGCGGCGGCUUGCUGUGCCGGAGCUGAUGGAAAAGCACAGCAGCAAGGAACUGGAGGAGAGCUCCGUGUGUCAUAGUAACGGUGUGAAGUGUUCCUUCACGCCGGCGCCGGCAUCGUCCUCCCUCUUGCUUGCCAACUGCUGCUCAGACACGAAGCGAAGGGGCAGUGUCGUCUCAACGGCUGCAAACGGAGUCCAGAACUUCCUCCCCCAUUCCUUGGCGAAUCGGAACAGUGUCUUCCCGUACGGCUGCAUCCCCACGAUCACCUUCACUAAGUCUGCGGAAAAAACACCCAAGAAGGCGAAGAAGACAAAGAGGCACAAGGGCCACCUGGAGCCUCCAGUCUGGAAGUACAAAUCGGAUAAGCAGGAGAAGAAAAAGGAAAAGGAGAAGUUGGAGGAAGAGAAGGAAGUGCAAGAGAAGGCACUUAAGAAAUCUAAAAUGAAGGCAGCCAAGGCGGCGGCCAAGGCCAAGGAGCCCGCCAAGGCAAGUUAAACUGCCAGCUGUCUGUUUGUAAACUGCCACAGAGUGAGGGCACAGAACCCUGAGAGAAUAGAACGGCCUCUGUGCUGCCAUCUCUUACUAACUCCAAUCUGUGAUGAUGUCAUAUAAGAGGGACGGGGGGACAGCUCCCCUGUGGUGGCCCCUUUCCGGGGCCAUCAUGGAAGCCCAGUUUCAGCCCUGCAGUGGUGUCUUCAAUAACAUGGGUGGAAACUAGCAUCUGAGCCAGACUAAGACUAAUGGAUGGACUGUUGUUUUUCCUCUUGAUUGGGAUACGCUGUAAGGACUUCCUGAAAUGGCCUGAACAUUCCUAGACUUUACUAGUCAUGUAUCUAUCAAGAGGAAUAUGUUUUUUAUAUGUUAACUUAUUUUGUCGUUUCAUUUUUGGGGAGUCAGUCGUUAGAAAGAUCAGUAGAGUUUGUUUGGGCUUCCGCUUUCUUAACAUUACAGCAUGUCUGAAACAACUAACUAUUAUCGAAACUGUGAAGGAACCAGAGCCAUAGCAAAGAAAUGUCAAAUGUCUAUCUGCUCCCAUGCCUCAACCGAUCCGUCAGGUUCCUGCGCCCCUGCUGACCGGACAGGUUUCCGUGCCUCAGCUGGCGUGACAGGUUCUCGUGCAUCAACAGGGGUGACCUGUCCGCUCCUGAUCCCCGGGUUCCUUCCCCUUUGACGGUGUCCUGCGGCUAGAGCCGUGCGUCGGGGGUCGGGGAGGGGCUACUGUCACGUAUACUCCCUCUCCGGCCUCUAGGUCAUCAGACCGCUGAUUAUCCAGCACACCUGUCACCGUCUUCUCGCGCACCUGCGCCUCAUGACACUCACCUGGACUCCAUCACCUCCUUGAUUAUCUUCCCUUUAUCCGUCACUCCCCUUGGCUCUUUCCUCAGGUGUUGUUGACUCUGUCUCAUGACACUCACCUGGACUCCAUCACCUCCUUGAUUAUCUUCCCUUUAUCCGUCACUCCCCUUGGCUCUUUCCUCGGGUGUUGUUGACUCUGUCUCAUGACACUCACCUGGACUCCAUCACCUCCUUGAUUAUCUUCCCUUUAUCUGUCACUCCCCUUGGCUCUUUCCUCGGGUGUUGUUGACUCUGUAUCAUGACACUGACAUGGACUCCCUCACCUCCUUGAUUAUCUUCCCUUUAUCCGUCACUCCCCUUGGCUCUUUCCUCGGGUGUUGUUGACUCUGUCUCAUGACACUCACCUGGACUCCAUCACCUCCUUGAUUAUCUUCCCUUUAUCUGUCACUCCCCUUGGCUCUUUCCUCGGGUGUUAUUGACUCUGUCUUAUGACACUGACAUGGACUCUAUCACCUCCUUGAUUAUCUUCCCUUUAUCCAUCACUCCCCUUGGCUCUUUCCUCGGGUGUUGUUGACUCUGUCUCAUGACACUGACAUGGACUCCAUCACCUCCUUGAUUAUCUUCCCUUUAUCUGUCACUCCCCUUGGCUCUUUCCUCGGGUGUUGUUGACUCUGUCUCAUGACACUGACAUGGACUCCAUCACCUCCUUGAUUAUCUUCCCUUUAUCUGUCACUCCCCUUGGCUCUUUCCUCGGGUGUUGUUGACUCUGUCUUAUGACACUGACAUGGACUCCAUCACCUCCUUGAUUAUCUUCCCUUUAUCCAUCACUCCCCUUGGCUCUUUCCUCGGGUGUUGUUGACUCUGUCUCAUGACACUCACCUGGACUCCAUCACCUCCUUGAUUAUCUUCCCUUUAUCUGUCACUCCCCUUGGCUCUUUCCUCGGGUGUUAUUGACUCUGUCUUAUGACACUGACAUGGACUCUAUCACCUCCUUGAUUAUCUUCCCUUUAUCCAUCACUCCCCUUGGCUCUUUCCUCGGGUGUUGUUGACUCUGUCUCAUGACACUGACAUGGACUCCAUCACCUCCUUGAUUAUCUUCCCUUUAUCCGUCACUCCCCUUGGCUCUUUCCUCGGGUGUUGUUGACUCUGUCUCAUGACACUGACAUGGACUCCAUCACCUCCUUGAUUAUCUUCCCUUUAUCUGUCACUCCCCUUGGCUCUUUCCUCGGGUGUUGUUGACUCUGUCUCAUGACACUCACCUGGACUCCAUCACCUCCUUGAUUAUCUUCCCUUUAUCCGUCACUCCCCUUGGCUCUUUCCUCGGGUGUUAUUGACUCUGUCUCAUGACACUGACAUGGACUCCAUCACCUCCUUGAUUAUCUUCCCUUUAUCCAUCACUCCCCUUGGCUCUUUCCUCGGGUGUUGUUGACUCUGUCUCAUGACACUGACAUGGACUCCAUCACCUCCUUGAUUAUCUUCCCUUUAUCCGUCACUCCCCUUGGCUCUUUCCUCGGGUGUUGUUGACUCUGUCUCAUGACACUGACAUGGACUCCAUCACCUCCUUGAUUAUCUUCCCUUUAUCCGUCACUCCCCUUGGCUCUUUCCUCGGGUGUUGUUGACUCUGUCUCAUGACACUCACCUGGACUCCAUCACCUCCUUGAUUAUCUUCCCUUUAUCCGUCACUCCCCUUGGCUCUUUCCUCGGGUGUUGUUGACUCUGUCUCAUGACACUCACCUGGACUCCAUCACCUCCUUGAUUAUCUUCCCUUUAUCUGUCACUCCCCUUGGCUCUUUCCUCGGGUGUUGUUGACUCUGUCUCAUGACACUGACAUGGACUCCAUCACCUCCUUGAUUAUCUUCCCUUUAUCUGUCACUCCCCUUGGCUCUUUCCUCGGGUGUUGUUGACUCUGUUUUCAUGACACUCACCUGGACUCCAUCACCUCCUUGAUUAUCUUCCCUUUAUCCGUCACUCCCCUUGGCUCUUUCCUCGGAUGUUGUUGACUCUGUCUCAUGACACUCACCUGGACUCCAUCACCUCCUUGAUUAUCUUCCCUUUAUCCGUCACUCCCCUUGGCUCUUUCCUCGGGUGUUGUUGACUCUGUUUUCAUGUCACUCACCUGGACUCCAUCACCUCCUUGAUUAUCUUCCCUUUAUCCGUCACUCCCCUUGGCUCUUUCCUCGGGUGUUGUUGACUCUGUUUUCAUGUCGGCGUUGUUUGUGCUCCGUGCUGUUUGUUUAUUAAAACACUCACUCCCUGAACUUGCUUCCCGACUCUCAGCGCACUCGUUACACCGGGCUAGUUAAAUCAGGGAUAACCUCACUUUGAUGAGGCUCAGGUUCUUAGAUAAGCCAGACACUGCGUGACUUUAUUAUUACGUGGCACAAACUUACUCAGAAGUCUUAGCUAUGUUAACAGAUGCACUGUAGGUACAGUGCAACUGUUUUAAAGGUAAACUCAAGCGAAGUGACGUUGCCACGAGCAGCACCGUGGAUAUUGAGACCAGUCUGUAGAGCAAACGAGACAAAAUUGGGAAAACUAACUAAACAAACAGACAAAAUGUUUUUUUUUGGGGGGGGGGAAUAAGAUCAAAACUAAUGCAAGAAUUGCAAAAUUGACCAAAAAUCCCUCAUCAACUUUCAUGCCAGUAGAUCAACAUAUGCAGUGAACCCAGAGAAACUUUCUCACACUAUCUCUGGAGUAUUUAGUUUCAGUUCCCUUUUACAGUUGGGGAACUAGUCAAUAUAAAGUCAACAUUGAAACAAGAGUCUUAUGGAGGUCAGAGAGAGGCCAGUUUAGAACCCGUGACUAAAGACAGAGAGUGCGUCGCAAAUGGUACCCAAUUCCCUACAUAGUGCACAGAAAGUUCAUAUAUAUUUCCAGAACUGCUAAAACCUUUCUUGGAAAGGAAGUUCUAGCGUCAGUCUUAUGCUCCCACCCCUCGUCUUCACAGCAAAUCAAGUGGUUCGACUGCAGUUUAGUCGUUUCUGUAAUUCGAUUAAGCCUUUCAAAUGAUUAUUUCUCAUCUGUUAUAAUGUGUCCUUGUAGACCAUUUCUUUCAAAGAUUGUUGAAUGUCAAAGCAGACUGCCCAGACUUUCCCUCCAUUCUAUUCAACCCUGUCCCGUGCGAUUAUUGCACAACAACAAAACAAAGAGUCCCAGCGAAGCCUGGAGAAAACAGAGACACACUGUGCUGCCCAUAGACAUUGGAUGACAUAUCAUUCUCUUUCCAUGGUGUUGCCUGGCACUGAAAGAAUGCCGAGAACAAACCCGGAUCUCAGCAGCUCACAGAUGAAUGUGGGGAAGGAAAAAUACAUGCUGCUGCUGCUCGAAAUAAGGAAAACAUUUUUUGCUCUCUCUCUUCCCUGAGAUUGUUGAUGUGAGGCCUCCCAGCUGUGUAUCUAGCUGCUGUACAUAGGCCAAGAGGAUCAUAUUCGGGACCAUGAGAUGAAGGAAUUCACAUAACUCAAAUGAAGAAAAGAUCUCACCCACACAUCAGUAUAAUAAAACAUUCCCAUAAAGGAGGCAAGUCAUAUUUGGAUCAUUGUGAGAGAGGAACAGUUCAGUAUUAGUCCAAAUUGAUCCACUGGGUCUAGAUAGCUAUAUUUACUGGAUUUAGACCCACUGUGAGCGUUGCAGACUUCCUUUUAAAGGAUAUUUCAUGGUGCCCAAAGCUGGCUAAAAUAGUGCAAUGUUCUCCUAGAGCUCCGACUGUGCUUCUGAGGAGGAUAGCCUAAUAUAGUAACAAAUACAAAAAGAGUGUUUGUUGCUGUAACACAAGAGCGAAACGAGACAGGAUACCAGUUGUAAUACCAUUAACAGUUAGUGUGUCAUCCUCCAUUACUCAGUUAGCUCCGCAAACGCUGGAGGGUUAGAUCCAAGGGGUAAGAGGAGGGGUAGGGAGUGAAUUGGGACCGGCCGUCUCAGAGAGGGUGUGUCCCAAAUGACACCCUAUUCCCUAUGUAGUGUACUUCAUUUGGCCGGAGCGCUAUGGCUCUGGUCAAAAGCGCACUGCAUAGGGAAUAGGGUGUCACACUGUCUGUCUCCGGUCCAGUCUCCAUGGACGGCUCAUAGUCAGAUGAGACAGACAGUGUUAGUGAUACAAAGGCAGUGAGCAUCACACACAAAAAACAGCACACACACACACACAGUGUAUGUUAAGGCCUAAUAAUGAAGUUAUGAUUAAAGUUCAAGUGUAAAAGUGUUGUCUGCGUGAUGCCUAAUUAUGUAGUUAUAACAUAUUUACUACAGUCUAUCUCUU
Oncorhynchus nerka (sockeye salmon) is the source of this 6928-nucleotide messenger RNA. RefSeq names its product photoreceptor ankyrin repeat protein-like. The coding region runs from base 487 to 1869 and encodes 460 amino acids. The transcript is spliced from 6 exons. Gene Ontology annotation, molecular function: protein binding. Lineage: Eukaryota; Metazoa; Chordata; Actinopteri; Salmoniformes; Salmonidae. The record is from RefSeq and is a predicted model, not a curated record.